CUUAACCUGUUGACCGUAUGACUGCAGGCUAAGAUUCUUUGAUGAAAUAAAUAUUGAAACCAUCCGUUUUUUUUCCCCUUCUUCUUCCUGUUGAUACUUUCCUACCGAAUUUGUUAAAUGGCUCCGAAUGAUUUCCGAUAGUUUUGUUUGAACGACGCUUAACGGUAGACGUUACAGGUUUAUAGAAACCCAGACGACCGUUAAGGAGUCGCGGCACGAGGACGGACUCCGAAGAGGAUGCGGCGUCUCUUCUGUGCGUCACCGACGAGUGAGUUUAUAAGCCUAUAGGUGUAGAAGAGUAAUAUGAGGUAAUACAAUGUGUUAGAGGAUGUUAAGCAUCUUACAGGAUGUUUAGAAAGUGUUCUGGCAGUCUUUAUAAUUACAGAAGCAGUUCUUGGCUACGACACUUAGUGUCCAGGUCACAUCCACCGAAUCAAGGGUAAGACUAGGGCUGAGAUAUCAAUGCAGGAAUUUCCAAAGCAACAGAAGGAGGCGUUUUCUCAGGACGUCGGCAGCAGUAGCCCGCUCGUUAUCACGAUUAUGGAGAAUCUGGAGGAGGAUUUGACAUGCUCCGUAUGUUAUUCCCUCUUUAACGAUCCACGAGUACUACCCUGCUCCCACACCUUCUGCAAAACAUGUCUGGACAACGUGCUCCAACUCUCCACUAAUUUCUCUAUCUGGCGGCCACUCCGCUUGCCACUCAAGUGUCCCAAUUGCCGUAGCAUGGUGGAACUCCCACCUAACGGCGUAGAAGCUCUGCCAAUUAACGUCUGUCUGCGUGCCAUCAUAGAGAAGUACCAGCGUGAUAAUGAGCCCAGAGUUCCAUCUUGCCCUGAGCACCAUCGCCAGCCUCUGAACGUCUACUGCGUUCAGGACUGCAAGCUCAUAUGCGGCUUGUGCCUCACUAUCGGGCAGCAUCAAGGCCACACCAUUGAUGAUCUGCAGACCGCGUACGUUAAAGAGCGCAACACUCCAGCCAAACUAGUCGAGCGGCUCACGGACAGGCACUGGGAAGAAGUCUGUGGCCUGGUGGACAAGUUAGAACAGGAAAAAUCUCGACAGGAAAGACUGAUAAAGCAAGACCGCGAAGCCGUCAUACAGUAUUUCCAAGGCUUGGAGCGGCUUCUUGAGCAAAAGAAAGAGGCAUUCAUGAAGGUUCUGGACAAUGCCAACAAACAGCUGGCCUGUGCUUAUAAGCCACUCAUCGAGAAGCUUAAGUAUAUGAAAGAGGAGCAGCUAGAGAUCAUCUCCAUCAUCUCAAGCAUCAGCGAAGACGAAUCAGCCCUCGUUUUCCUGGAGAUGGUGCGCCACUUGAGGGAGAGGGUCGACGUCUUGACUCAGACGGAGCUGCCCGAUGCUCCCGAACUCCACAUUUCACCCUGUUUAGAGGAGUUCCUUGAGGAACACUGGGCUAAAGUGACAAUCGGAGGGCUGGAAGAUGGUCCAGUUCCAGAAAUCUCCUGUGAUGUGAAGAGACCACUGGAGCCAAAGUCAGCAUCAUCUCAGAAGUGUACAUUCAAGUCUUUGAUUAUUGUGGCUUUUCUAAUAGCGCUGCUGUUCUUUCUGUUUUUCUGGUCAAAUGUACUGUAUGGAGCAUCGUUUGAGUUCUCCAGCCUCCCACAGAUUAGUCAAAUAGUCUCAAGACUGGCUGGUGAACUUUCUUAUCCAGUUCAUGGCUCAGGGAACUUUCUGUACUGCCUGCUUCACGAUCUUGGCCUUAAUAUCAAUUAUUACAUUUCAGCUGUAAGAGAGAGCACCAUUCAACACGUGGCCUUCCUCUUUAAAACAUUACGGUUAUGCUAAGUUACCGUGCAACCAGAAGCCGUAAGCUGUGCCGUUUAACUCGGACAUUUGCGUGCACGUCACGCACGACUAGUAAGCGUAACAGAGCACGGCUUGCUGCAAACCACGUCGUAGCAGUUAACGUUCUUCUUUUAGUGAAGGAUCUAAUUCUCCUGAAAUUAUAUCAGGCAGUUUUCAGGAUUUCAUGUUUCUGCUUAGAACAACUUAUCUACGAUAAAUAAUAGUCUAACACAA
Messenger RNA from Tachysurus fulvidraco (yellow catfish), 2037 nucleotides. RefSeq names its product tripartite motif containing 59 (gene trim59). Gene Ontology annotation, biological process: cilium assembly. Gene Ontology annotation, molecular function: zinc ion binding. NCBI's taxonomy places the organism in Eukaryota, Metazoa, Chordata, Actinopteri, Siluriformes, Bagridae. Gene Ontology annotation, cellular component: cilium; intraciliary transport particle B; centrosome. The coding region runs from base 463 to 1803 and encodes 446 amino acids. The transcript is spliced from 2 exons. The record is from RefSeq and is a predicted model, not a curated record.